This is a messenger RNA of Trichoplax adhaerens, 552 nucleotides long. RefSeq lists its product as uncharacterized. Gene Ontology annotation, molecular function: phospholipid binding; structural constituent of nuclear pore. Gene Ontology annotation, cellular component: nuclear pore central transport channel; nuclear pore. The record is from RefSeq and is a predicted model, not a curated record. Gene Ontology annotation, biological process: RNA export from nucleus; protein import into nucleus. The transcript is spliced from 2 exons. The annotation marks the transcript as partial. NCBI's taxonomy places the organism in Eukaryota, Metazoa, Placozoa, Uniplacotomia, Trichoplacea, Trichoplacidae.
CAGUGGAGCGUAGAAUUGGAGGAACAGGAAAAAGUGUUUUUGAAGCAAGCCGCUCAGGUUAACUCUUGGGAUGAUAUCAUAAGAGAAAAUCAAAAAAAGAUCAUAGAUCUCAGCGACUAUGUAGAAAAUUUAAAAGCCGAUCAAGAUCGCUUAAAUAGUGAACUAGACUUUAUUGACACUCAACAACGGGAGCUAGAGCACUUGCUUUCUCCUUUGGAAACAACUGUCCAGCAACAAUCUAGCUCGUUUGGUUCUCAUCUUAUUGACAAAGAAAGGGAGCAAAUGUAUAGCAGUGCUUGUGAACUUGAUGUGCGCUUACAACAGAUGUGCCACGAUUUAACCGAAGUUAUUGAAAAAUUGAACAAGUGCUAUAGUGGACAAAAUAAUAACCCUAUGCAACAAGUCACUAAGAUUCUCAAUUCUCAUACUGAGGCAUUAAAAUGGAUUGAUAAAAAUGCUGAAUUCUUAAAGAGAAAAGUGGAUAAUGUUGUAAGUCAAUCUGAAAUUAAAAGGAAUGAACAAGAACACAGUUUACGACUCGUAAGUUUAUAA